UUCUCCAUGAGGAUCCACAGUUGGAGCCGCCCCACAAAAACAACAACCAUGAGAGUCGUAGUCCUCUUCGCUUUGACGCUGCUGGGAGCAUCUUUGGCGUCCGCGUCUUUACGUCCAGCGCACGUCGGCUUCAGCUCGUCGGUGCGCUCGGUGUGCAAGCCCGUCCCCAGCACCCUGUCCCUGUGCCACGGUAUCGGUUACCGGCAGAUGAGGCUCCCCAACCUGCUGGGUCACGACUCCUUGCGGGAAGCCCAGCAGCAGUCGGCCGCCUGGCUGCCGCUCAUCUCCAAGCUGUGUCACCGCGACACCAAGAAGUUUCUCUGCUCCUUGUUCGCCCCUGUGUGCGUGCCGGACUACAGCGGCCCGGUGAGUCCCUGCAGGAGCCUUUGCGAGGCCGUGCGGGACCACUGCGUGCCCGUCAUGAGCGCCUUCGGCUUCCCGUGGCCGGAAAUGUUCAACUGCAGCCGUUUCCCCCGCGGGACGCAACUCUGCAUCCCUCCCAGCGGGGACCAGGACGCGCGGACGCCGGAGGAGGUCACCCGCGAGGAGGCGCAUAAAGGAAGUGUCAUUUGUGAUGCCUGCAGUCUGGCGGCCGAGGGGGAGACUGACAUCCAGGACAACUUCUGUCCAAGUCCAUAUGCAUUCAAGAUGCGUCUGGGCAGUGUGUCGACGGUGGGAGGGGACUUCCAGCUGGUGCCUUUGGCCCGAAGCCGCAUCCUGAGAUGGGCAGGGGGAGGUGCCGACAGGGCGGAGGGAAUCGGAGGUGCGAUGGCCCACAAUGCUUUGUGGCUGCAGGAAGGAGGCACUUGCGCGUGCCCCGGCUUGGACUCGGCAGACAAAAAAGAGCAAUUCCAGGAAGCGGAGCCCGUGGAUAAGAAGCUGAACCUGGCCCAGGGUGGAUGGUACUUGGCCCUGGCUCGGGCGGAGGAGGGCAGGCUGGUGUUGACUCGACUGGUGCGCUGGACUAAAAGCGACAAAGAACUGAAGAAGUUCAUCCGAAGUCUCCUUAAACAACAAUGUGCUGACCUGUAGACUGUGAUGAGCAGCUAGUCCAACUAACAAAAAGCCAAUAAGUACGCAAAAUAAUCAGCCACGAGCGUUAAUGAAGACGUGUUAUACGAUACUGUGAGCCGUGGAUAAAUAAUUGUCCCAAAUACCCUUAAAAAGGUGCAAACUGCUUAAUUUCCAAAGCCACAAACCAAAAAAAUUAAGGCUGUCUAACUCAGUGAGCUAAUAAACUCAGGUGAUUAAUCACAAAAAGUGAUCGCAUUAAUCCUGAGCACACUUAGAUUAAUCAUGCAAUUUAUUUUGACCGUACAAGCUCUUUUACCUUAACGGCUGUACAGUCAGUGAACAGAUCAAUGCAUACGAAAGUACACAAAGACGAGUGAGUAGACUCCAAAAUGCAGUCUGUAAGAAUAUUAGAUAAAACAAAACCAAAAAACCAAUAAGUAAGCAUAUUAAUCAGCCACGAGCGUUAAUGAAGACGUGUUAUAAGAUACUGUGAGCCGUGGAUAAAUAAUUGUCCCAAAUACCCUUUAAAAAGGUGCAAACUGCUUAAUUUCCAAAGCCACAAACCAAAAAAAUUAAGGCUGUCUAACUCAGUGAGCUAAUUGACUCAGGUGAUUAAUCACAAAAAAUGAUCGCAUUAAUCUUGAGCUUACUUAAAUUAAUCAUGCAAUUUAUUUUGACCGUACAAGCUCUUUUACCUUAACGGCUGUCCGGUCAGUGAACAGAUCAAUGCAUACGAAAGUACACAAAGACGAGUGAGUAGACUCCAAAAUGCAGCCUGUAAGAAUAUUAGAUAAAACAAAAACAAAAAAACAAUAAGUAAGCAAAUUAAUCAGCCACGAGCGUUAAUGAAGACGUGUUAUAAGAUAAUGUGAGUCGUGGAUAAAUAGUUGUCCCAAAUACCCUUUAAAAGGUGCAAACUGCUUAAUUUCCAAAGCCACAAACCAAAAAAAUUAAGGCUGUCUAACUCAGUGAGCUAAUUAACUCAGGUGAUUAAUCACAAAAAAUGAUCGCAUUAAUCUUGAGCUUACUUAAAUUAAUCAUGCAAUUUAUUUUGACCGUACAAGCUCUUUUACCUUAACGGCUGUCCGGUCAGUGAACAGAUCGAUGCAUACGAAAGUACACAAAGACGAGUGAGUAGACUCCAAAAAGCAGCCUGUAAGAAUAUUAGAUAAAACAAAAACAAAAAACAAAUAAGUAAGCAAAUUAAUCAGCCACGAGCGUUAAUGAAGACGUGUUAUAAGAUACUGUGAGUCGUGGAUAAAUAGUUGUCCCAAAUACCCUUUAAAAAGGUGCAAACUGCUUAAUUUCCAAAGCCACAAACCAAAAAAAUUAAGGCUGUCUAACUCAGUGAGCUAAUUGACUCAGGUGAUUAAUCACAAAAAAUGAUCGCAUUAAUCUUGAGCUUACUUAAAUUAAUCAUGCAAUUUAUUUUGACCGUACAAGCUCUUUUACCUUAACGGCUGUCCGGUCAGUGAACAGAUCGAUGCAUACGAAAGUACACAAAGACGAGUGAGUAGACUCCAAAAAGCAGCCUGUAAGAAUAUUAGAUAAAACAAAAACAAAAAACAAAUAAGUAAGCAAAUUAAUCAGCCACGAGCGUUAAUGAAGACGUGUUAUAAGAUACUGUGAGUCGUGGAUAAAUAGUUGUCCCAAAUACCCUUCAAAAAGGUGCAAACUGCUUAAUUUCCAAAGCCACAAACCAAAAAAAUUAAGGCUGUCUAACUCAGUGAGCUAAUUAACUCAGGUUAAUUAAUCACAAAAAAUGAUCGCAUUAAUCCUGAACUCACUAAAAUUAAUCAUGCAAUUUAUUUUGACCGUACAAGCUCUUUUACCUUAACGGCUGUACGUACGGUCAGUGAACAGAUCGAUGCAUACGAAAGUAAACAAAGACGAGUGAGUAGACUCCAAAAUGCAGCCUGUAAGAAUUUUAGAUAAAACAAGAACAAAAAAACAAUAAGUAAGCAAAUUAAUCAGCCAUUAGCGUUAAUGAAGCGGGUUAAAGGCCUAUUGAAAUGAGAUGUUCUUAUUUAAACGGGGAUAGCAGGUCCAUUCUAUGUGUCAUACUUGAUCAUUUCGCGAUAUUGCCGUAUUUUUGCUGAAAGUAAAGUAAAGAACAUCGACGAUAAAGUUCGCAACUUUUGGUCGCUAAUAAAAAAGCCUUGCCUUUACCGGAAGUAUGUGCGCGUGACGUCACCGGUGUGAGGGCUCCUCACAUCCUCACAUUGUUUAUAAUGUGAGCCACCAGCAGUAAGAGCAAUUUGGACCGAGGAAGCGACAAUUUCCCCAUUAAUUUGAGCGAGGAUGAAAGAUUUGUGGAUGAGGAUAUUGAUAGUGAAGGACUAGAAAAAAAAAUAAAAAAAUAAAAAAAAUAAAAAGCGACUGCUCCAUGCUGCGGCAGUGUGAGCAUUUCAGAUGUAAUUAGACACAUUUACUAGGAUAAUUCUGGAAGAUCCCUUUUCUACUUAUUGUUAUAAUAGUUUUAGUGAGAUUGUAAAGUCAUACCUCAAAGUCGGAUGGCUGCGGUGAACACGCCAGUGUCUCAGAGAGACACAGCUCACAGCUGCCUUUUUUGACAGCUACUGCAGGAGGAUGCACAAUCCACUGAUGUCUCCGGUAAGAUAUAUAUCACAAUUUCCCCAUCCAAAAACAUGCUGGUUGACGUAGACAAACAUGUUCGCUUGACCACUCUGUGUUAAAGCUUCACAACAAACAAAGAAACACCGGCUGUGUCUCGGUGCUAAAGACAGCUGCAAUACACCGCUUUCCACCAACAGCAUUCUUCUUUAUAGUCUCCAUUAUUAAUUGAACAAAUUGCAAAAGAUUCAACAACACAGAUGUCCAAAUUACUGUGUAAUUAUGCGAUAAAAAGAGACGACUUUUAGCCGUAAGUGGUGCUGAGCCAAUAUGUCCCCUCCAAACAAUAACGUCACAAACACACGUCAUCAUACGCAUCAUCAUUCCGCGACGUUUUCAACAAGAAACUUUGCGGGAAAUUUAAAAUUGCAAUUUAGUAAACUAAAAAGGCCGUAUUGGCAUGUGUUGCAAUGUUAAGAUUUCAUCAUUGAUGUAUAAAAUAUCAGACUGCGUGGUCGGUAGUAGUGGCUUUCAGUAGGCCUUUAAAAGAUACCGUGGGCUGUGGAUAAUUAAUUGUCCCAAAUACUCUUUAUAAAGGUGCCAACUGCUUAAUUUCCUGUGCCUUUUUUUCUAAUUUAAUGAAAGGACCAUUCCACUCAAUCAAACCAAAAAAAUUAAGGCUGUCAAACUCAGUGAGUUAAAUAUCUCAGAUGAUUAAUCACAAAAAGUUAUCACAUUAAUCCUGAGCGCUCUUAAAUUAAUCAUGCAAUUUAUUUUGACCGUACAAACUCUUUUACCUUAACGGCUGUCCGGUCAGUGAACAGAUCGAUGCAUACGAAAGUACACAAAGACGAGUGAGUAGACUCCAAAAUGCAGCCUGUAAGAAUAUUGGAUAAAACAAACACAAAAAGCCAAUAAGUAAGCAAAUUAAUCAGCCACUAGCGUUAAUGAAAACGUGUUAAAAGAUACUGUGAGCCAUGGAUAAUUAAUUGUUCCAUGUACGCUUUAAAAAGGUGCAAACUGCUUAAUUUCCAAAACCUUUUUUUCUGAUUUAAUGACAGGACCAUUCCACUCAAUCAAACAAAGAAAAUAGGGCUGUCAAACCCAGUGAGUUAACUAACUCUGGUGAUUAAUUACAAAAAAAUGAUCGCAUUAAUCCUGAGCACACUUAAAUGAAUCAUGCAAUUUAUUUUGACCGUACAAGCUCUUUUACCUUAACGGCUGUCCGGUCAGUGAACAGAUCUAUGCAUACGAAAGUACACAAAGAUGAGUGAGCAGACUCCAAAAUGCAGCCUGUAAGAAUAUUGGAUAAAACAAACACAAAAAGGCAAUAAGUAAGCAAAUUAAUCAGCCACUAGCGUUAAUGAAGACGUGUUAAAAUAUACUGUGGGCCUUUGUUAAUUAAUUGUCCCAAAUACGCUUUAAAAAGGUGCAAACUGCUUAAUUUCCAAAGCCUUUUUUUCUAAUUUAAUGAAAGGACCAUUCCACUCAAUCAAACCAAAAAAAAUUAGGGCUGUCAAACUCAGUGAGUUAACUGACUCAGGUGAUUAAUCACAAAAAAUGAUGGCAUUAAUCUUGAGCACACUUAAAUUAAUCAUGCAAUUUAUUUUGACCGUACACGCUCUUUUACCUUAACGGCUUUCUGGUCAGUGAACAGAUCGAUGCAUAAGAAAGUACACAAAGACGAGUGAGCAGACUCCAAAAUGCAGCCAAAUUUUUGACAAGUUUUGUGCAAAAAAGGAAAUGCAUUCGAGUAAAUUGUUUAAAAACGUUCCUGUGUAACAUUCUGACAACAAAAUUGCAAUUGUGUACAUACAGGGAUCUUUUCAAGAGAGUAUCACCUAUGAUUAAUAAUGAUUUAAAUUUAAAUCUGACGAUUAAUCUGAUUUUUUUUAAAUGCAUCAUUCAGCCCUAAUUAUUAUGGUUUUAUGUUAUGUAUUUAACAACAGUAGAUCCCCACAACUUAGCUGAAUUUUUGUCAGAAAUAAUUUUUUUACUCUCUUUUUUUGUAACAAAGAUCAACUAAUUUGCCGAAGAAAUUUCUAAACUUUUUUAAACAAUUUUUUUUGUGGUAAACAAAUAUAUUUGUUUUUUUUAUCCCCGAAAAAAAUCCCAUAAACCUCAGAUUCACCCUAAAUCGAUAAUAAUCUAAAGAAAUGUGAUCAUUUGGGCUGUCAAAAAAACGAGUUAACUCGUGAUUAAUCACCAAAAAUUAUCGCAUUAAUCUUUAUUUCAUCCAGUUCUUUUACUUUAACCGCUAUGCGGUCAGGGAUCCCGUCAAUACAAAAAGGAAUGAGGAGACUCCGACUGCUGUGCUCGCUGACAAAUUUCACUCUUAAGUACAGCCUGAAAGAACUUUAGAUAAAACUGCUACAGAGUUGUAUGAAAAUGAAUGACAUGCAUUUAAGUUAAAUGUUUAUAAACGUUCCUCGAUGACAUUUUGACAGUAAAAUGGCAAUUGUGUACAAAUAUGGAGGUCUUUUCUUAGGAAAAUUGGUAUUAUGCAAGCUAGUGUGAAUUCUUGAUUUCAUGCACUCAUUUUAUUAUGACAAAAUGAAGGUUACAAUAUCACGUAUUGGUGUGGAACACAUGUCUUUUAAAACAGAUUGCUAAUCAAUCAUAUAGAAAUAUAAAUUCUACUUUUCCAUCAUUAGGGUACCAUUUCAAAUGUAUAUAUAGUCUUAACACGUUAUAUAUGAAACUUAAAAACAACAAAUCCAAGCUCAUAAAACCUUUGGGAUGAGUAAGAAUUAGUGACCUCUCACAAAUGUUCUUCCGGAUUAAAUCUUGAUUAAUACAAAUUCCAAAAUUGUAUUAAUCUUAUUACAUUUUCUUACCAUUUGACAGCCCCACAAAAAAAUAUGACAAUACCAGCAGCGAGCUUACUAUAACAGAAUAUAUGUAUUUUCGAAUUGUCUUUUUUUUUCACAAUUAAAAAUUAUAUUAGAUAAAAAUUGGAAGAAUUUCACUUCUGUCUUGUGUGCGCACACACACAAACUAUCUCAGAAAAGCAACUAACAAUUUGCAGCCACUUUGUUGUUAUGUGAGGAAGAAAAUUAAAUGAUAGCGAGGGUUAGCCAUCCACAUGUUACAUAAUAAAAAAUAUUUUCGAACAUUUGGGUUGCAAAUCAUCUUUUUGAUGACAAUUUUUUGGGGGGUGGUUUGAAAUUAUUUUUUUUCCCUCGUCAUUUGAACACAUUUGAAAAAUAUCAGUUUAAAACGGCCAACUAAUUUUGGGACGCGUAAUCUGUCAAGAGUCAAAAGCAAAGUUGUUGUUCAUAUUGUCUAUCUAAUAUGUGCAGAUGUCAAUCACAACUAAUGUGUCUCCAGCAUAUAUUUAAAAAAUUGUGUGUAUAAAUGACAUGAAAAAUAAAGAGGAACUAUCCCAA
Messenger RNA from Nerophis ophidion (straightnose pipefish), 6977 nucleotides. It is a transcript of the gene sfrp2l, whose product is annotated as secreted frizzled-related protein 2 like. The coding region runs from base 7 to 1032 and encodes 341 amino acids. Lineage: Eukaryota; Metazoa; Chordata; Actinopteri; Syngnathiformes; Syngnathidae. The record is from RefSeq and is a predicted model, not a curated record. The transcript is spliced from 3 exons. Gene Ontology annotation, biological process: non-canonical Wnt signaling pathway; canonical Wnt signaling pathway; negative regulation of canonical Wnt signaling pathway. Gene Ontology annotation, molecular function: Wnt-protein binding.